UUUAUCAGAGACCAGAGUUCAUUGUUCUCAUCAAAGUUCAACUCAUCAAUACUAUUUAAUUAGAUUAGAUUAGAAAAGCCAUUAGAUUUGAUUAUUGGAAUUUAGAAGUUAACUAAUGGAUAAUACAAUUUCAAUAUAAUACGGCGUUAUCCCGGCCCACAACACCCAAAAUGAUUACGCAAUCAUGACUGGAGAAUUGUACUAUGACAACAUUUUAACAAUAUUUGCAAUUUUCCAAAGUUGAUAUCAUGGAACUUAAAGUUUGGGUUGAAGGAAUUCAACGGGUUGUGUGUGGUGUUACUGAAUCAACAACUUGUCAAGAUGUUGUGUAUGCAUUAGCUCAUGCUACCGGAAAGACUGGCCGAUUUACUCUGAUUGAACGAUGGCGUAAUAAUGAACGUCUACUUGCACCUCAAGACCAUCCAGUAACUGUGCUUAUGAAAUGGGGAGAAUAUGCCAAUGAUGUGCAGUUUAUAUUACAACGUUCGGGCAAUGUCUCUUCAAAUAGUACAACCAACAAUCCAAAAUAUAAUGAGGCUGAUAGUGUUCCUUACUUUGCUCAGGAAAGGAAUAAAGAUACUCGGAAAUCAUUAAUAUUUAAUAGUAAUCGCGUACCCGAUAAUGUAGGUGUAGUACGUGGAAUUCCUCAACAGAGACCCAAUGUUCUUCCUACCAUACCUGGAAGUGGUGCAGCACCGUUAACAGUAGUUUCAUCAACUCCGUCUGGUGUUCCUUUAUCAACUUCACCAACAAAUACUUCUAGUCAUUUAAACAAAGAUCAGAACUCAACAUCAACAAAUGGACCAUUGCAAAACUCUACAAGUCCAAACAAAAAGCCUGAUAACCUUAGUUAUCGGCCUCCUGUUACUAGGGCACUACCACCAUAUCGAGAACCUCCUCCACCUUCUGUCAGCCCAGCAAGAAUAUCUCCCACAACUGUGGGUAGUGAUCGUUUAAAACAGACAAUUUUCAAGGAAUAUCAGAAUGAAAAUAAUAGCAAUAGCACUAAUGUCAUGUAUAACCCUCAGUAUAAAGAUCUCGUAAGGCUUAUAAAUUAUCAGAGAGAUAAGUUAUCCAUGCAACAGGCAGAACUAACAAAGUAUGACGCAGAAAUAAUGUAUUGGGAAGGUAAAACUAGAGAGCAACAACAUCAAAUGGAUUUUAUGACUCAGGAAGCGGCUAGAAUUGAAGCCACUGGUAGACAUACAGAAGAACAGUUGAGACUUUUAGGCCAAGUAGAAGAAGAAAAUGAUAUUGCACGUCAGCAAGAAAAAACAUUAAAAUCAGAAAUGACAUUAUUACGAUCUAAAUUGGCUAACUGUGAAACUGAGUUACUUGUGUGCAAGAACAAAAUACGUCUUUUAAUGGAAGAAGUGGAACUGGAACAAAAAAUGUUAUCAAGAGAUCUAGAAGAGAAACGUAGAGCAGAAAGGGGUAUUUUGAAAGAAGUUGACCGGUUACAAAGUGAAGUAGAAAGAGCCAAGCAAGAAACCGAAAUGGCAGCACAAGUUGGAGAUAGUCUACGAAAAGAGGUUGCUAUAUUAGAAACAACUAUAACUGAAAAAAAAAGGCAAGUCGAUAAACUGGUAGCUGACAUGAAAGAAGCAAAUUUACAAUCUUUAGCUAUUUCACCACCAGAUGAAUUGAAAUUUAUUCUUGAAGGAGCUCAAAGGCCUGGAAGUACUCGUAAAAUGAUUGGAUCACCUAGACAACUUGAAAAUGCUGCUCCUACUAGUAAGAACCCUCAUGGUGUUUGGGUAUAACUCUUUUGUUACCUAAUCAAAAUUGUUCGCUCUAUAAUCUAUUUAAAUUAUUGUUUUAAGUAAUUGUGUGCAUUAAGAGAAAUGUUUAAAUUGUAAAUUAUGUAUUUGAAUAACCAAUAAGGUUUAUGAAUAGUAAUAAUUGCACAUCACACAAUUUUUGUUUUCUUUUUUCUUUUACCAAACCAAAAAUGUAAUACUAAAAGUGUAAGUUAAUUUCUAGACCUGUACUGAUAAUACUGUUUUCCGAUAUCUGAUAUCGCGAUUUAUAACCGAUCCGAUAUUCUAUUUAAUUAGAUUCAUGAACUGAUAUAAAUCAUGUGACACAUAAAAACAUCUAAGAUUACUGUAAAGAUAAUUGUUAAUUAACUAAUUAUAAAGAAUAUUAUUUAAUAAUUAAUUAAAUAAUGAUUUCUAUAAUAUGUUUUAAAAUAGGAUUAUUGUUAUAACCACCAUCAUUACAUAACAAUUGAUAUGCAACUGCAACUUGCAUUAUAUCUGUUUUAAUAACGGUACAAAAUAAAACUCAUAGUAUCAAUAUUGGCUAAUACUAAUAUCGGCUAUCAGUAUCAGCCCAGCCCUAUUAAUUUAUUUUAAAUUUGAUCUCUUUAUAAUAUAUUACAUUUUAAUUUUAAGUCAAAGCUACAAUUUUUUUUUUUUAUUCAGCUCAAAUAAUUUAGGAAAUAAUUUAAUUUAAUUAGUUAUUUCAUACUAUUUUAUAUAUUAUAAAAUAAUGCAUGUCAAGUAUUAUCAGUAUUUAAACAUUUUAAAUCAUUAGCAUCAUUGUCUCCAUUAUAUUGUACAAUAACUUCAUAACUCAAAUUAAUAAAUCAAUAAUAUAUUUAUUGAAAAUUAAUUUUUUCACCUUACUUAUUUGAUGUUUUUAUUAUUUUAUUUUCUCAUUUUUGUUAUUGUUUAUACCUUUGGAAAGAAAAUAAUUAUUUUCCUUACCUUAAAGUUUUUUUUCCUAUUUUUAAAUUAUUAUUUUCAAAUUUGUUAAUGAUUUUUCGUUUAUAAAAUAUACUGUUUUGUCAUACAUUUAGUGCCACUGAAAUUGUAUCUUUCAUAUUUUAAGCAUAAUUAAUCUAUGAGAACAGUUUGCAUUGUUAUUUUAUUAGCGCUUAAUAUUAUUAAAUUGAAUAUCGAAAUGUAUACAAGAAAAAUUUAUUAUGUUUAAUGGCUGUUUUAAUGUUUAUUUUUAAUGUUAUUGAACAAUUUAUGUUAUUAUGAAAGUAUGUAAUUAAAUUUUUUAGGUAAGUUAUUAAAAAUUGUGUUCAAGAAAUAUUUUGAAAUUAGUCUUCGUUAUUAUUAUUAUUUUUAUAAUUUAUUAGUCAAUUUUUUUAUUAUUAUUAUUGUAUGUACGUAUAUUUAAUUGAUUGCCUUUUGUAGCCAUUGUUGAGUAAUAAAAUUGC
This is a messenger RNA of Metopolophium dirhodum (rose-grain aphid), 3172 nucleotides long. It is a transcript of the gene RASSF8, whose product is annotated as ras association domain-containing protein 8. The record is from RefSeq and is a predicted model, not a curated record. Lineage: Eukaryota; Metazoa; Arthropoda; Insecta; Hemiptera; Aphididae. Gene Ontology annotation, biological process: signal transduction. Bases 249 to 1763 code for a protein of 504 amino acids. The transcript is spliced from 10 exons.